Messenger RNA from Phytophthora infestans T30-4, 765 nucleotides. RefSeq lists its product as uncharacterized. The transcript has 6 exons. Gene Ontology annotation, molecular function: magnesium ion transmembrane transporter activity. The coding region runs from base 1 to 765 and encodes 254 amino acids. Lineage: Eukaryota; Oomycota; Peronosporomycetes; Peronosporales; Peronosporaceae. The record is from RefSeq and is a predicted model, not a curated record. Gene Ontology annotation, biological process: magnesium ion transport.
AUGGCGACGACGGCAUCCGAACAUGACAUGAGCCCGAGAUCGAGGUUCUGUAUCGACCUUGACAUCACACCAAUGGAGACGAGUGAAGUCAGUGCUUCCCACUCUCCAAGCAAAUUCUUCUGUCGAUUCGACCCCGUGACGAGGAAAGGAAGACUGCUAAUGCUGCUGUUCGUUCGUGACGGUAGCUCGACUCUGCAGGAAAUGAGUCGACUGGAUGUGCUGCGCAUGACACAAGAAGCGGCAAAGCUUGGAAGUGAGUCUCCUGCUAAACCGUCUCAAUACCGAAGGCCAGGAACAGUCUGUGACGUCCAGCGCGUACACGCCAGAGACAUUCGCAGGAUGGAGAAUGCGUUCUCAGCAUCCAACGAACCGUCCAUUAUCCUUCGCAAACAAACAAUUUUCUUUAGCGCUGAUCCUUUGCGCGCGAUCGUUCUGCGAGAUGCCUGUUUGGUUUACGUUCCUGACGGAGCGGACAGUUUGAUCUCCAUGCUCAAGCAGGACUUCCUGACUAAUGCACGGGACAAUGCAGAGGCUCCUUUCGAGUUCAGAGCGUUGGAGGCGUUGCUAGCGACACUUGCAAGAUACUUUCGAGCUCAGUAUGAUCAGUUGUCUCCCGCUAUUGUAUCCGACCUCGAGCACCUCGUUCAAGGCAACUUGGACUCACACGAGCUGGAACGUCUACGUGAGUUCAAGAACACGAUGAACGAAUUUGAGUCUCAGGUGGAUGGAGUGCGUCGUGUGUUGAUGGAGAAGCUGAAGUGCUGA